GGUCCAUUUUAACAUGUAUCUCUUUCAAUAGCCAGUUUCUCUCACUAUCUUCCUCAUUGCUCCUUCAGAGUUGACAGAAUGUCAGCAACGCAACACAUCAUUGCUGUGGUGGUUGUCCUCACCACUCUUUUGGGAGUGGAUGGAUCUAAUGGAUAUUACCAAACCCGUGUGAGUCAGUGUCGCUUUAGCUCCUGGGACCUGAAAGAUCUGGAGUACAUUUAUUCCCACUGGUUUAACAAGGUUGAAUACUUACGGUUCAACAGUACGGUGGGGAAGUAUGUAGGAUAUACUCCACAUGGAGUGUAUAAUGCAGAGAGAAAUAACAAUGACACGGCCAUCCUGGCACAGACGCAGGCUGCGAAGGAGAGAUACUGCAGGCCCAAUGCCCAGAAUGAGAUAAAUUACAUACUGACAAAGAAAGUUGAGCCCAUUGUGAAGCUGAGUUUGGGGAAGGCCUCCAGUGGUGGUCAUCCUGCCAUGCUGGUCUGCAGUGCGUACAGCUUCUACCCAAAGAUGAUCAAACUGACCUGGAACAGAGAUGACCAGGAGGUGACCGGUGAUGUGGUAUCCAGUGAGGAGCUGGCGGAUGGAGACUGGUACUACCAGAUCCACUCCCACCUGCAGUUCACCCCCAAAUCUGGAGAGAAGAUCUCCUGUGUGGUGGAGCACGCCAGCCUGAAGGACCCUCUGGAGAUCACCUGGGACUCCUCCACGCCUGAGCCGGAGAGGAACAAGAUUGCCAUCGGGGCAGCUGGUCUGGUGUUGGGCCUCAUCGUCACUGCGGCUGGAUUCAUCUACUACAGGACCAAAGCCAGAGGGCGGAUCUUGGUACCUAAUAACUAGAGACUAUCACAGUGCACUGAACCAGGAUUUAAUCAAGACACCUAUCAAGAGAUCAAUCGUUAUUGGAGACAGUUUGUCAAGAUUGCUGGCUGUGUUUUGCUGUCUGUUUUCCAAACGAAUCCUAAAUUCCUCAAUAUCCAAAGUCCAAUAUACUUUUAAAAAGGAAGAACAUAGAGAACUUCAAUAUUUAUUUCCUACCAUGUUCAAGUCUUGUAAGGACACACUGAUGGUAAUUGAGAUCACAAGGAUAUUUAUAUAAAGUUAUUUCUCCUCCAUACUAGCCUGUGCGUUCCCAUACUCCCUUGCGUGCAAUUUCGUUCACGCUGCUAAGGCAGUCUAUCGCCCUAAUUUUUGCCUGAGAUAGGGGACCAAUCACAGAACAGGGGGGAAAGCAAGACGAUGAUGAGCUAUGCACAGACGCCCGUGGAGCCCAAUGAACGGAUCUGGAAUUUUUUUCAAAUACAAGAAAUUGAAUGUUGGAUUGCCAGACCACGUCUCAUUUGAGAAGUGGUAGGCGCUAGCCAGGCUACCUCCAUACUGUUUCACUGAAUCUUUCUAGAAUCUGUUUAAUUUCAUUAGUGUGACUUUGGCAACCUCUGCAGGACAAUUUUAGUCAUUGUAGUUAUAUUCUCCUAAGAUGAUCUGUAAAUUGUUGUUUAUAUUUGUUUUCUCUUCUGUUAGAUAGAUGCAAUCAAACCACUGUAUGACUAUGCUUUGCUUUAUCCUGAUUAUUUUUUUUUAUUAUUAAUGUUUAAGGGGAGUAAUUCUUUUGAUUCUGGAAGUUCAGUCUGAACUAUAUGAUAUUGUAGGUCUAGUUUCAGAAAAAAACAAAAGGCCUCUAUUCAUCUUUGUGAAAUCAAAUUGUACUUUGGUUGGUUUAAGCAAAUCAUGCUGGUUGAAAUUUUCAUUGUAUUGAGUUUCAGCAUCCAAAUAAAUAGACGGUCACCAUG
Messenger RNA from Sardina pilchardus (European sardine), 1793 nucleotides. RefSeq names its product HLA class II histocompatibility antigen, DQ beta 1 chain-like. Gene Ontology annotation, biological process: immune response; antigen processing and presentation. Gene Ontology annotation, cellular component: MHC class II protein complex; membrane. NCBI's taxonomy places the organism in Eukaryota, Metazoa, Chordata, Actinopteri, Clupeiformes, Clupeidae. The transcript has 6 exons. The coding region runs from base 79 to 843 and encodes 254 amino acids. The record is from RefSeq and is a predicted model, not a curated record.